GUCUUCGCUCUAAUUUUUGGUAUAAAGGUAGCGUUGUGAACUACAGUUAUUCAGUACAUAGCAAUCACCUGAAGAUGGCUGAAUGGUAGUCAUGCAAAACAUAGUAGCAAGAAGUCAACAUUAUCUGGCUGCUGUCCCGAAAUUUCGUGGAAUACUCUUUAAUCUGGGAAAAUUUCAAGUAGAACAAGAAAGCAAAUGCUUGACCCGAUUUGUUAACUGAGCUUAACAUUAACUACUGUAUUAAUUAUGUUUUUUAUUAAUGUUACUGUUAUAUAUUGUUUCUGGAAUACAUUUGAAGUGUAAUUACAGUUUUGACGAGUCCCAUGCAUCUUAAAUCAGUGAUUUAACUUUGUAUGUUGUGGAACAAUUAACUUCUGGUAUUGCCUUGAAGAUGGUAGUUUCCGUAUAGAAAGAAAAAUGAUUUAAGUGAUGUCAUAUAUCAAUCCAAAAUCAAAAGAUAGUGCAAUAUAAGGUUUUGUUAACAAAAGGGGGACAAAAGUACAUUCCGGAAUUUGUAGCACAUGGAGCAAAGGCACACUGGUUGUCAUAUGGUGGAAUGUGACUCCUCAUGAACAAUGUAGACUUUACUCAAAUUUGCACAACGUUAUCCGGCGGCAAUCCCGCAAAUAUGCCAGUGUGUAAAAUAGACCACUCGUGAGACUGAUGAGGUAAAUGAGGAACUACAUAAAAAUAAAUGAAGAAAGAUCACACAACAUUACAAUAGAUAUAAGAAAAAAAAAGGACAACACCGUUCCGAUCUGGCUAUUAAAAGAGAGAUUCUUCAGAUUCGAAAAUACUAUGGUAUCUUGUGUUCUACACUGAUAAUCUAACCCGCAACGACAAUGUAAUGUUACCGUCAUAACUGUUGUGUUACCAAAUAGACCAUCAGUUGAGUAGAACAUUUGACAUGCAGUGGGCAUGGUACCUAGAACGACACGGGACUUCGUCCGGGGAGUGACUCGACAUCGAUCCAUCCCCUGUUGGUGCAAGUUGUCAGUGGGAGGAAGACCGAAGCGAUCUGUCAAAAAUUGUAGUGGAACUUUAGUAGUCAGUAUUUCGGUUGAUAGAAAGUGACGUUGUAGUAAUGGGCGACGGUAAAAAAAAUGCCGUAUUGAAAUGUUACAUUGUGUUUAAGAAGUACGAGUUUGUCAGCGAUGUAAAUUGUUGAACUGUGGUGAAAAAAUAGGUGUUUGAUGUGAAGUGCUGAUUAUAUAGUCUCGCCGAAUAAAAGAUUUUCGCAUUUGGCUGCAAAAGUUUCAUCGCAGAAAUGACAGCCAUAGAAACAGGGAAGCAGCACAAGGAAAGGCUAAUAUGGAAUGUAAAGAGGGAGGUAAAACAAAUAAUGGAAGAGGCUGUAACACGCAAGUUUGUUCAUGAAGAAAGCAGCUCAAUAACAUCUCUAUGUGGAGCAGUAGAAGCUUGUCUUUCACAAGGUUUAAAACGACGUGCUCUUGGUCUCUUCAAAACAAGCUCUACCACAGCACUUAUUCACAAAGUUGGGAAGGGCUUUGAACCAGCUGCAGUUGUCUCACAACUUGUGAUGCAAGCAGAGGCUGUGGAUCCAAAUCGGCGUUCCAGUUCAAGUGGCGACUCCUCAGCACUGCAGAAGAAUGGUUCUCAGACUUCACCGCCACCACCACCUCCACGAUACCUAUGGAUCCGCAUAGCACUUUUUGAGAAAUCUUUGGCCAAGAUAAUUGACUACUUGGUGCAAAACAGUAGCAAAUACUAUGAGAAAGAUGCCCUUGUCGCAGAUCCUGACUAUGGCUCAAUCUUGAGCUCCCUUCUUGUUGGCCCGUGUGCAUUGGAUUACUCUAAAACAAAGACACAGGACCAUUUCUGGACUGAUCCUCCAGCAGAUGAAUUAGUGCAAAGGCAUCGUAUAUCAACAGGUCAGAGUACCCCUCCUCCUCGACGCCGUACUGCCCUGAAUUUUGGUCGAAGUUUACAUGCGGUAGGAUCUGAGGAAUGUGUACGGGCACUACCGCUCUCAGCAAAGGAUUAUGUUGAAAGCCUGCACCAGAACAGUCGAGCCACUCUACUUUAUGGGAAAAAUAAUGUUCUUGUUCUUCCUAAAGACCGGACUGAACCUCUGCCUGGAUAUUUGUCAUUACAUCAAACUGCAAGUUCUCUUACCAUAAAAUGGACCCCUAACCAGUUGAUGAAUGGGUAUUCUGAAUCAGACAUUUCUGAUAAAAGCAUGUAUUGGGAGUAUGCUAUGAAUGUACCAAUAGAAGAAGUCGUCUAUGUUCAUUGCCAUCAGCAAGCUGACAGUGGUGGAACUGUUGUCUUGGUGAUGCAAGAUGGAGUCCAGAAACCUCCAAUACAUUUUCCUUGUGGAGGUCACCUUUUGUCAUUUCUGUCAUGCCUUGAGAAUGGUUUGCUACCACAUGGACAGCUGGACCCCCCACUAUGGUCACAGAGAGGAAGAGGCAAAGUUUUUCCACGUCUUCGAAGAAAGGGGCGAGCUCCAGCACAACAAGAAAGUGAAUCAUCUGAUUAUGUAUUUCGUAUUGUCAGCAAGACAAAUCAUGAAGACUUUUUAGCGGGCACUGAACUGAUGGAUCCGUGGCCUUGGCGUAACAUACCUGAUCCCCAGCGGCUUGUGUCCACGUCUACCGCGAGUAGCUCCACCUCAUCAUCGAAGUCAUUGAGUCUUGAUCCAACACCAUCAACACAUAUUGCAGAUGCUGCAUCACCUGCACAAGGUGACCCAAUACAGCAAGUAUGUACCUCAAUGAGGCGACAGAUAUCAUCUAGGGCAUUCUAUGGGUGGCUGGCUUAUUGCCGUCACCUGCGUACAGUUCGAACCCACCUCUCAGGACUGGUGCUCACAACGAUAGUGCCAUCCAGUGAUGCAGAAUCUGGUCUGACUGCUGAACGUUGGGCAGAACUAUCUAAGGCUGAAGGGCAAGCAGCAGAAAUAUUUAGGCUUACUUAUUAUGGUGGCAUUGAACAUAGCAUUCGUAGACAGGUAUGGCCGUAUCUUUUGGGACACUAUGAAUUUGGUAGUACAGAGGAGACACGUAAUGAGCUGGACCGUCAUACACGUCAGAUGUAUGAAACAACAAUGUCAGAGUGGCUAGCAGUUGAAGCUAUUGUGCGACAACGUGACAAGGAAGCUAUGGCAGCCAAUCUGGCAAAAUUGUCUUCAGAGAGCACAAGUGCUGAUGCACCACCACCUACACCAGCCAUCAACAAAGAACUUAGCAAUGAUGUGUUUGAAGACAAUAUUAGUGAUGGUGCAGACAUAAGUUAUGGUGCACAAUUAGAGGAACAGCAGAAUGAACAUAAUCAUCUGGAAGAAAAGUUUGCUGCUCAGUGCGCAGGUUUGGGGAAGCUGACAGCAGAAUGCAUUCGUCGAACUAGUGCAGUUGACUCUGAUGAGGAUGAUCCAACAUCUCCAGAUGAAGGUGUCGUAGAGGAUGUUGAGACAGAAUUUUUGAUGAACAAAGCCAACAACGAACCAGUUUCUGAAAAAGUGUAUACUGAAGCAAAGACGGCAGCACAAUCUGGAGCUGUCAUUGUGACAACGAAUCCAUCACUUGACAGUGGCACACAUUCAGAUCCUCUAGCUGAUGACAUGGGGGAGAGAACGCUUGAAACGCAUCCUGAAGAACACGAUACUCUUGCUGUAGAAGAGGAGGAGUCUGCCCGCUCUUCCUGUGUAUCCCCAGCGAGUUCACAAGGUGGAGUCUACUCGGCAGAACUGCUGGAAACAUUUGGCUUGAAUUUACAUCGCAUUGAUAAAGACGUUCAGAGGUGUGACAGAAACUACUGGUAUUUUACACCUGAUAAUCUGGAGAAGUUACGAAAUGUUAUGUUCACGUAUGUUUGGGAACAUCUGGAAGUUGGCUACAUGCAGGGAAUGUGUGAUUUGGUUGCUCCUUUACUUGUCAUCUUUGAUGAUGAAGCCACAACAUAUGCAUGUUUCUGUCGUCUCAUGGAACGAAUGGCAGCCAACUUUCCACAUGGGGGAGCUAUGGAUACACACUUUGCCAAUAUGCGGUCACUGAUACAAAUACUGGACUCCGAGAUGUUUGAAUUGAUGCACCAGAACGGAGACUACACUCAUUUUUAUUUCUGCUACCGCUGGUUUUUGCUGGAUUUUAAGAGAGAACUGGUGUAUGAAGAUGUCUUCAGUGUUUGGGAAACAAUCUGGGCAGCAAAGCAUGUUUCAUCAUCACAUUUUGUACUUUUCAUUGCAUUAGCUUUAGUGGAGACCUAUCGGGACAUUAUACUUGGUAAUAGCAUGGACUUCACAGAUAUCAUCAAAUUUUUCAACGAAAUGGCUGAACAUCAUAAUGUGAAACUCAUACUAAAUCUUGCAAGAGAUUUAGUGCUGCAGCUGCAAACACUCAUCGAAAAUAAAUAAUAUUUUUAUGCUUACAAAAGUUAUUGUAAUAAUAGGAUAUACUUUAAGCACUAAAGUACAAAAAUUUAUGCCCUCAGUGUUGGUGAAUGAAUUGCUAGAAUUGAAACUAAAUAACUGUUUUGAUUUUUUAUCAGGGCAUUCACAAGUCUGAUCUGUCAUUGCCAAAUCAUAUUUAAGCCAUGAUUGUAGUUUAAAGAAUGUAUCAUGUGCGAAUCAUCUGUCAACAUGAAUGGCGUGCUGAUAAUACAGCACUCUUCAGUAAUGAAGUUUUGGAUUAAUGUAACAUUUUUUUUCUUCUCCUUCCAUUGAAAUUACCAUUAUGAAACUGUCUUCAAGAAAUAGGACAAUGUUUUUAAAGACUGAAAAUUAUUUUCAUGUCUUAAUUCCAUUUUCAUCGAUGGUUUUUUCAUAAUUUAGAUGACUUGAGUUGCUGGAAGUUACAAAAAAUUGCAAAUAACUAUAAUGUUCGUAAUCAUAUAUGUAUUAUGUAAAAAUGAAAAAAGGUUAGUCUCUGUAUUGAUCUUUGCUAUUUUGGCUGCAAACAUUCUUUUUCUUAUUAUGAAUGUAUGAGCUACUGUAGUGUGCUAGCAUAUAAUGGAAUAACCUCAUAUACACAAAGCACAGUAUUAGUAAGUAAAAUAUUUCAUGGACUGCCAGUGAAUUAAGAAAAGGUGCUCUUGUAAGGAAUAAGGAUUGGUAUUUUCCCUUUCUGUUUGAUGUCUGCUUUUUAACUUAAGACAGAUCUUUGCAGCGAAGAAUGGUAGAUAUUUUGUAGCAUUUCUGUUGAUCAGCCUAUUAUAACCAAUUCAAUAAUUUGAGCAGUUUAAUGGACAAAUAUGAUAAUGGUUUCUAAAUUGAUUUUUAAUAUUACAUCAUCUUGCUGAGAUUCAUAUUUUAUUGGAGAAAUUGAGGAAAAACACAAAAUGGACAUUUUGAGAGAGAGAAUUUCACAGAAAGAUACGUUAGUAUGCAGUUGUUCAUCUAUUUAUGUGUAAAGAAUCUCUUUCAGCAUAUUGUUGUUAUAAAAAUAUAUUAAAUGUUAAAAUUUAAAAAGUAUAUAUGAAUAUUUUGUUGUAAUUACGCUAGUGGUGGAAUUCAUGGGGGAGUUAGUUUUUAAUUACAAGAAUUGACUGAAAAAAAAAUAUGAAAAACUGAAAAAAAUGAAAAGCAGGCCUCAUUAUCUUGUAGCAUGCUUUAGAUGUUAUGUCUUCCUGAUAAUAAAUGAAAUAUAGAAAGUUAUUGAAUGUUCGAUGUUUUAACUUUGAAGGUUAUAGAUACAUUAGCAAAUGACAUUUUUGUAAGUACUGCUGUGAUUGAGUAAUUCAUAAUGUGCAAACAUGAUACAUGAGUAAUUUUAUUCCUUGAAAGCCUUCGUAUUGAUAAGUUAUGGCAUUCUUUGCCUUCUUUAGAUGAUGGUUUCAUGUCAUCUCAUUAAAGCAUUAUUAUUAUGAAUACUACAAUAUAGUGAUCUGUGAAAUUUAUACAAUUACCUUUUUCUUUCCUUUUUUCAUAUGUAUUUAUAUAUACCUAGAUUGUUGUUGGAAUUGAUGGUAAAUGUAUAUUUUCAGAAUGCAUUAUGUUCCACAUUACAGAAAUUAUUAUAGACUGAAACUUCAUCAUACUUGAAACCUUGUAACUUAUAUUAUUAACCAAUUACUACAGGCAAAUUAACAAAUCAGCAUUAAAGGUAAGAUACUUGUAAUGUACCUACAGGCUUCCAUGUAAGCUACAGAAAGUAAAUCCAUGUAUUUGGGUAUCAUUCCCAUUUCAUAAUUAUUUGCAGCUACAACUUUUUUUACUGUUAUUUCAACAACAGUGUAGGGAUAUUUUAGCAUAUUAUUAUUUGCUGUAUUUUAAAUCACAUACUCACAAAUCCUGAUUAGUGUAUAUGGUGGGAAAAAAUGUGUUGAGCAAGCUGUUUGAAAAUACUCUCUCUCUCUCUCUCUCUCUCUCUCUCUCUCUCUCUCUCUCUCUGUGUGUGUGUGUGUGUGUGUGUGUGUGUGUGUGUGUGUGUGUGUGUGCGCGUGCGUGCGUGCGUGCACGCGAGAGUGAGUGAGUGAGUGAGAGAGAGAGAGAGAGAGAGAGAGAGAGAGAGAGAGAGACAUUCUGACUAAUGUAGGGCUGCGCAGAAGUGCAUACUUUAAAAAGACUUCACAAAUAAGUUAUAAAUGUCUAAUAUAAAUGAAAGAAAGGUGGUUUGCUAUAAGAAGUGAGCAUAGAUAAACGUUUCUGAAGUAAAGUGAUCUAAAGAAUGACACACAAAACUUAACUGAAACAAAUCUGGAGGUAGACUGAGCAUUUGAUGGACAAGUUAAUGUGUAAGUAAUUUCUACACUUAGUAUGUACUUGCCAGUUGUCUUCUAUUUUGUGGCAUUAAGAGAGAGAAAAGCUUGUUCAUUAUGGAUAAAGUGAACAGUUUGGAAUACAUGUUUGUUAUUAGAUUAAAUCAGGAAAUAGAGGGAGCAGGAUAUAAUUAAACAUCACAGGUAGCCAAUAUCUUGUAUGCUUUGACUCUGUAUAUUUAAAAAAAGUGGAAGUGAGUGGGCAAGUUAUAUUGAUUGCCUAAUGGCAUGUGCAAGGGCCUUCAUUUAUCACUUGUCAGCAUCUGUACCCCAAAGCAAAGCAGCUGAAACUUCCUUGCACACUCUGUUAUUUAAUCUAACCUCUAGAAGACAAAGGUAAAAUAGAUGUGUAAUGGACAGGGAACAAGUCCAAGAUUAUCUAAAAGAUGAGACAUGUGGAAUACAGCUCUUUACUGCCAUAUAAUUUAUCAGGAAUCAUUGGUAUUAAAAUCCAACAUUUAGAUAGUAAUCUCAUCAAAAAAUAAUAUUGUAUUAUUAAACUUUUUUCUGUUUUUAUCUCUGUUUAAUUUUUUCUUCCUGUAAAAUAGUACUGAAUCAUUGGUAUAAUAAUAGUGUGUCAGGAAAGAAUGUUGAAAAUGUUAAGACAUAUAAACAUUAUUUAAGUAGUGUGCAUACAGUGCAAACUAGCACACAGUAUUCUUUUGUUCAGUACCUAAAUUUUGUGUACCUGGUCUUUAAAUGAAAAGUACCUAGUUACAUUUAAUGGAAGUGCAAGUCUACAAUAUUAGCAAAAGGAUAGAGUGCUACUAAUCGUUAAGAUGACCCACUUAGUUGCAGACAGAUACAGUGAAAAUACUGUUACACAUUAUAGCUUUUGGCCAAAGCUGCCUUCAGGAAAGAAAACAUGUCUUUUAUUUCUGCUUAGAAAUGGAAAAAAAUACAUGUAAUGUCUUUCCUUAGAACAUUAAAAGAGAUUAGAAGUGUAAGAAAUAGGAUUUUUUAAUGUAAAAAUCCUUUUCAAUCUAAUCUUUGCUUUUAAUUGUACAUUAAUAUUUGACAUUACCAUGAUUUAUGUUUUAACUGCUCAUAAUUGAUUUACAUGGGAAAGAUAUAAUUACACUAACUGCAUAAAUUGCUGAUACCUAUGUGUAUUUCAUAUUUACAUUAAUUGUUUUUUUAAUAGUGAUUGAGUUACUAUAGACACAUUUAUUGUUCAUUAUAAAACAAAGGCAAAUUCCAUGAUUCAAAAAGCCACAAAUGAUUUUUCAAGUAGAAAUGCUGUUUGGUUGUGAAAUCAUCUAAUGUACUAGAAAUUGCUUUUGCUGCUUAACGUACAAUAUUAUUUCACAAAUUUUCCCUUUGAUGGCGGCCGCUCUCCUUUGCUUUACAAUGGUGUUCAACUGUUUGCUAUAAUUUUUAAUACUAAUUUGUCUGAAUAAUUUAAUCAGAAUUUUUUAUAUGUUUUUACUUUUAUCAUAAUGAAACAGUUCUUCACCUAAAAUUGGUGUACAUCACUUUUUGGCACUCAGAUGUGUGUCUAACUGUCCAAAUGCAGACUGCUGUCAGAUGAUACAAGAUUGUAUUCAUGUUUCAGAGAUCAUAAUUACAUCUUGUGCAUACAUUUUGUAAAUUAAAGAAACAAAUCAAAAAUGAACAGAUAUUUUUAAGAGUACCCACUCUGUAAGAAGUAUAAAAUUAAUAUUUGUACAUGAAAAUUGAUUUUCAAACCAUUUUUUCCUUGGAUUAAGUGAUUUAUUGAUUUACACUGUAAAUAAAUGAGCAAGUGUUGGUAAUUAGAUGGGUGUGAAAUAUUCUGCUGUUGUGCUUCCAUCAAAUAACUGUUUUCCCAUUCAUAUGUCGUAUGGGACAAAAAAAAAAGAAAUUAUAAGAAUAAUUAAAUAUUAAUUGUGAAGAACUCAUUUACAGUUAAUUUAUUCCGGCAGACCUGCAUUUUAAUACAACCCUGUAUAACUACUUCUGGCCACAUGUUGUUGGCAUUGGCAUGCAUUCACUUUCUUUGAGCUGUCAUGAAAAUGAGUUGAAUAAACCCCACCAGAAUGCCAAAACCUGGAUGCAACUUAUUUUCCUUCUAACUUCGUCUUACACUAUGCAUAUAUACAAUGCACCCUUACUUUGUGCCACUCCUUGAGCAUUGCUUAGAUCCUAGUGUAUAGUAAUGCUUCAAAACUCAAGUUUUGUCCCAGGAGGUCAUUUUUAAUUUUUUUUAAACAUUCUAUUUCUUGGUAUUGUCUCCAGACCUUUGCCAGAAUUUCUGAUAAACAUGUAUUUGUUUGUGGACAAGAAGGCAAGGACGUUUGUUACCUCACUGGUUCAGGUCAUCAAUGUCAGCAAAAAUAUUUUCUUUUCUGACAUUACAAUUAGGCAUCAUUGAUGUAGUUAAUCUUUAUUGUCCUCUGUUUGGUCAGUAUUUCUGCAUUUAAACAUUUACGCCAUUAAAAGGAUUUAUUUCUGAAACUGAAUGUGUUGUUUGCAAAAUUUUGGAAGGCCAGAGUCUUCAAUAUUUUUAAAUGACCUACUGUACAGCAGAUGAGUGCACUACUUACCCACUUGUUUUGCUAGCUGGCAACAGAUAUAUGUUCAUGCAUAGCUCUAUCCAUCAAUUGGAUGUCUGGUAUUGACUCCAAGCACACCAUAGUCCAUCUGAUAUAUCAACUGUGGGAAAAAAAUUCCACUUCAUGUUUGAUUUAUUGUCAUACAAUAUGAAUCUUGUUACUAUUUUAAUAUAAAAAAUGAUUCUUUGAAUUAUUUUUUGAAAGUAUCUUUUUUUCCUUUAGUGUUUCUUUUAGAAUAAAAUAAGUUUCUAAAUUAUUAAGUCAGUUGUAAGGGAAAUCUUGACAAUCAUAUUAAUAAAUUACAUUUCACUAAUCAGAAUGAAUUAUAUGCUGCAUUCAGUAUUUAUAAACAACUAUUCCAUACUUAAUUGGAAACUGAAGCCCAGACAAACCCAAUUUUAAAAUUUAUAUUUUUGUUUUUGCCUACCAAAUUUUUCCACAUUUUAAUUCUGUGUCCCAAUUUCUUCUUCUUAAAUAAUUACUGGAAAUGAGUCUGUGUAUUUUGUAAGAAAUUUGAACUCCGUGUACUUUGUUGCUGUUAACAAUCUUCAUGAAAGCUAUUCCAUUAAAACGAACAAUUUGAGACACAACAUUUUAACAAUGCUGUUGAUUACUUUAGUUAUAUCCUGCCAAUAGAAUAUAUGAUAACAUUGAUUGUGGUUACUCAUAUCAAUAGAGAGAUCAGUAUAUUUUGGGGAAAAGGUGAUAUUCAAACUAUAUUUUAUGAAUGUGUGCUUCUGAAAUGUAAUGAAUGAUUAUAUUGAAAAUACAGUAUUAACUUUUUCCCAA
Molecule: messenger RNA, 10040 nt
Organism: Schistocerca gregaria
Lineage: Eukaryota; Metazoa; Arthropoda; Insecta; Orthoptera; Acrididae
Product: small G protein signaling modulator 1-like
Exons: 25
Coding region: 1268-4375 (1035 amino acids)
Biological process (GO): activation of GTPase activity
Molecular function (GO): GTPase activator activity
Source: RefSeq, a predicted model, not a curated record